GGGUAGUACCCCUUGAUUACAUGUCCAUCCAUUUAUCAACUUCAUGCAUCAUCAAGCCUACUUCCGCCGUCUUAAAUUGUGAAGGCGGCGUCGUUCCCAUCUGACCCAGCAAUGCGCAGGGUAAACAAGUCAUGGUGUAUACUUCGAGGUGAACUCCGCGGCCACUGAUCGGCGCUUCUGUACGAAGGUAUUCCGCCCCUGGAUCCUCAGCCUUGCCGGGAAGGAUCCUACCAUUAACAUCGAGCCGACAUCCCCCAUCAGAUAGGUCAGCGUUUAGCGACCAGCAAGGGAAGGACAGAAAAAGUAUCAUCAGGUUCUCAAUAUUUCCCAUUUGCAAAAAAAGAAAGGAAAAAGGAACAGAAGAAAGAACCAAUUUCGCUCCCUUUUCCCAGACGAAAAAACAUCUCGACAACACCAUGUUUUGGAUUACGAUGUACAGUCAAGCCCAAGGUUUUCGCGGGCUAGAAUCCAGAAACACAAUGGUGAUCUUAGGCCUCUGAUCCAAUGGCCACGAAGGAUUCUCUUUCCUUUCUUCCCUUCUUUCGCUUGCUCUGCCAGUACUUGAAACCCAGAUCAGCCGUGAUCAGAAAACCACUAACCAUGAAGCUGCGCUGCUAGUGUGCAGGACGCUCUGGUCCACCCGCCUCGCUUUAUGGUAACGUACCACAGCACCUCCGUACCGUGGAUGUCCAACCCGGCUUUCUUCUUCCCGAGAGGCAAUUCUGCAACCGACCGUCCAAUUCUUUUAACAGUCCCAAGUUCAAGUUGGUUGUUUCUGUGUGCCUAGCAAGCCUUGCAGGGCUCCGAAACGGGCUUCACUCCAAACUUGGACAUAAAAUCCCUGGCGAAUGUUAGCCAGACAGACAGACAGCUGCUGUCUGCAGUCAUGAGGUGCCUGCCUUAUCCCGCAGUGGAUGUUGCAGAAAGACAUAUUUGCAAUAUUCACCCAUGGCGCGCAGAUGCUUGUCGUGCAGCCGGCAUGUGAUUCGUGUAGUAGAGGAAGCUGAGGGAUAUGAUUGAUAGACAGCCAGUGUCGGAACAGAGUGGAGAGAGGACCUCAAUCCGACUCCAUUCAAAACGUUGCAACGACAACAUGAAGCCAUGCCACUGCACUGCAUACUACCAAGAGAUAGGGCGAUUGCGCCCCAUGGCCACGUCGAACAGACACUCACUUACACAUGACGCUCCACUUCGUCCAUAUUGCGGCGCGCAUGGCAUGGGAGCAUCACCGGAACCGUCUGGUUCGCGAGUUGCAAGCGGUACCGUGCUGUUACCAUGGACCAUUCGCAAUGCUGGAAUGUCAGAGCCCUUCAUUGGCUGGAAUUGCUGAGCUGUAGUUAAAGUUUGAGAUACGGUAUGAGGGGGACGAAUAAACUGGAGAAGACCUUGUCUGUGGAGCAGAGCAGAACAGGGGUGAAAAUAUGGGGAACUGGCAAGGGUACACUAAAAAGCAACCAGUAUUUGUCAUGACCACCACAACUUGC
Messenger RNA from Exophiala dermatitidis NIH/UT8656, 1484 nucleotides. RefSeq lists its product as uncharacterized. Lineage: Eukaryota; Fungi; Ascomycota; Eurotiomycetes; Chaetothyriales; Herpotrichiellaceae. The record is from RefSeq and is a predicted model, not a curated record. The coding region runs from base 1013 to 1330 and encodes 105 amino acids. The transcript has a single exon.